AUGAAUCAAAUAAAGAACCUUUUGUAUUAUUCGAAUUGUUUUUCUGUUGAUAGUAUUGGUAUUGGUGGGGGUUUAUCUUUGAUGUGGAAUAAUGAUGUUCAGUUACAAGUUUCUUACUUUUCUUCAAAUUUUAUUGACUGCACUAUUGGUACUGGAUCUACUCAAUGGCAUUUUACAGGGUUCUAUGGUUGUCCUGAACCAACUCGCCGCCGUACUUCUUGGAACCUGUUGUGUGAGCUAUCUUCACAUAAUGAUUUACCUUGGUUAUGUUGUGGGGAUUACAAUGAUAUUGCAGCGCCUGAAGAGAAGAGUGGGGGUCCUCUUCGAGCUUCUCAUCUUAUUUCUGGUUUUCGGGGGGCGUUGUUAGAUUCUGGUUUGUCUGAUAUACAACAUAAUGGCUCGUUUCUUUCUUAUACUUAUAGAGAGGGGACUCCAUUUUGUUCUAAAGAAAGGUUGGAUCGUGCAUGUUCUUAUACAGCUUGGAGUGGUAUUUUUCCAGAUGCUUUAUCUUCAAUUUUGGUUGCUCCUGUGUCUGAUCACAACCCUUUGUUGGUUGAAACUAUUGCUCCUACUUGUCAUAUAGGGAGUAGGCGUUUCCGUUUUGAUAAUUCAUGGCUCGAGGAUCCUGAGCUAGGUGAGGUUAUGCAGUGGGGUCGGAACAGAAAUAAAUUGAAUCGGGCUCAGAAAGAUAUGAUUAGAAAACGGCUUGAAGAAGAUCUUGAUUCGGUUGAUACAAGGGAGGUGCGUCGGCUUAAGGAGCAGUGGAAUCAAAUUCUAGCGGAAGAGGAGAUUAGAAUUCGCCAACAACCAAAGCUUUUUUGGUUUCGCAAUGGAGACAAAAACACUAAAUAUUUUCACAAUAAUAUUAAGGAAUUAUUCUCUGGUGCAGUUGCCGAUUUUGGUGAGGUGAUUAGCUUGGUUCAGCCGAAAGUUGAUUCUCAUGAUAAUGCUAUGUUAACUGCAACUUUUGUUGAUGAAGAAUUCAGGCACGCUCUUUUCCAAAUGAAUCCAGAUAAAGCGCCGGGAUUAGACGGCCUUAACCCAUCAUUUUUUCAGAGGCAUUGGAAGAUUCUUGGUCCGGAUAUUUGUAAAGCUUGUCGCGAAAGGUUGGCUAGAGGUGCACUUCCAGCUAAUAUUUCAAAUACUUUGCUUGUGUUGAUCCCUAAAUGUGAUAAUCCAAUGUUGGUGAAGGAUUUUAGGCCUAUCGCUCUGUGCAAUGUGGUGUAUAAAACUUUAUCUAAAGCUUUGGCUAACCAUUUUAAGAGAGUAUUAGAUAAGAUCAUUUCCCCUAAUCAGCCGGCAUUUGUCCCCAGUCGUCUGAUAACUGAUAAUUUUAUUGUUGCUUUUGAAACUAUACAUGAUUUAAAGCAACAAACUAGGGGAUCUGAUGGUUUUUGCGCUUUGAAAAUUGAUAUUGCUAAGGCAUAUGAUAAAGUUGAUUGGGCCUAUUUAAGUGCAAUGUUGUCUGCUUUGGGGUUCUCUACUACCUGGAUUGGUUGGAUGCGCAUGUGUUUUUCAGAUAUUAUUUACAAAAUUGUUCUUAAUGGUUCUGAGAUUGGGCCAGUUAUUCCAACGAGGGGGUUGCGUCAAGGUGACCCGAUUUCACCUUAUCUUUUUUUGAUUGUUACUGAGGGCUUGUCUUUGCUUAUUCAGAACAGAGAGAGUCUGGGGCUUAUUCAGGGUUGUCCAGCAAAACAGGGUUGUCCCAGAAUUUCUUACUUGUUUUUUGCUGAUGAUUCUCUGCUCUUUUUUAAGGGCACAGUCAUGGAGGCCUCACAGGUGAAAUCUCUUUUAGCAGUAUAUGAAAAGGUGUCUGGGCAGUCUAUUAAUUUUGACAAGUCUGCUAUCAUGUUCAGUCCUUGCAUUCGUGAUGAUAUUUGCAUUGCAGUUUCUACGGUUCUCAGUGUUCAUCAAUCUCUGGGUACUAGUACUUAUUUGGGACUGCCUUCGUUGGUUGGAAGGAGUAAAAAGCAAAUCUUCAGUUUUCUGAAAGAUCAGAUAUGGAAACGUAUUAAUAGCUGGAAUAACAGAUUUCUCUCACGGGUAGGACGUGAGGUCCUUAUUAAUGCAGUUCUUCAGGCUAUCCCUGCAUACUGUAUGAAUGUGUUUUUACUCCCAUUGGCUACGUGUAAUCAAUUGCAGGUGAUGUUGAACAAAUUCUGGUGGAGUAGUGGUAUGGAUGAUCAGAGAGGUAUUAAUUGGCUGGCGUGGGACCGUAUGUGUGUUCAGAAAGGGGAUGGUGGCAUGGGUUUCCGUGAUCUGCGGUGCUUCAAUGCUGCGUUGUUGGGUAAGCAGGGGUGGAGGAUUUUAUCCGACACAAACUCUCUUCUAUAUAAUGUGCUCAGAGCAAAAUAUUUCCCAUCGGGAGAUUUUAUGUCAGCUUUGUUAGGUUCUAACUAUAGCUAUGUUUGGAAGAGUGUUCACUCAUCUCAACAACUGUUGGUGCGGGGUACUCGUUGGAGAGUGGGAGAUGGUAGAAGCAUUUUUGUUAAGAAUAAUCCUUGGUUGCCAAGUGAUUCAAAUUUUGUGCUGAAUGAUGCUAUGUUCAUUGAUGAUGCUAUGCAUGUUAGUGAUCUGUUUGUGCCUGGAGAGUUGCGGUGGGAUUUGGAGAAGGUGUUGAAUAUUUUUUCCAUGGAUGAUGUGCGAUCUAUUCUAGCUAUUCCUUUGCCACUUAAUCCUAGACCGGAUAAGCUUAUUUGGCAUUUCGAGAAGAGGGGCUUUUAUACGGUCAAAACAGCAUAUUAUUGUGUGCUUUCUAUGCUUGGUCGGCAUCUAAGGGUGGGUACAUCGGACUUGUGGAAGAAGGUGUGGGCUCUUGAUGUCCCUCCAAAGGUUCGGGACUUUAUAUGGAGAUUGUUUCGUGGUAUUUUGCCUACUCGAGACAAUUUGGCUAGGAGAGGUGUCGACGUUCCAUUGGGGUGCUUGUUUUGUGAUGUGAAUGAGUCUAUUGACCACCUUUUCUUUUCUUGUCCCAUGGUAAGAGAGGUCUGGAGACUAGUGGGUGUUGUCUUAUCCAAUUCUUGGUUGUCAUUUCAAGACUUAUUCCUUCAUAUCCAUGUGAGUUUUGGUAGGGAACGCGCUUCAAGAUUGGCAGUUCAUGCAUGGAAAGUUUGGCAUGCAAGGAAUGAGUUAGUGUGGAAUAAUAAGGUGUUGACACCUCAGGCUAUCCAUAGUGCUGCCAAUACUUUUUAUACAGAUUAUCUUCAUUGUGGUCUUGAUAAGCAACGUGCACCAGGUCCGAGUCUUCUCUCUAUUGAUGCAGGUUCGGUUUCUAGUGCAUCGGAUUGGCUAACUUAUGUGGAUUUUGCCACUUUCUCAACUUCGGAUUUAUUUGGAUUUGGUGCUGUGUUCGAAGAUGCUGAAGGAGUUUUUUCAAUUGCAAUUUUUGGUUAUACUGAGGGUCGUGGUUCUCCUGCUAUUACUGAGGGUCGUGGUUCUCCUGCUAUUGCUGAGGCAUUGGCCUUGCUUCAAUGUUUACUGUAUGCUCGUGUUGCUUUCCUACAGGCUGGAAGUAUUUUCAUUGAUAGUCAGGUUUUAUUCUUCGCCUUUCGCUCAAAUUCGGAGGAUUUUUCUGAAUUUGGCGUCAUUGUUUCGGAUUGUAAAGAUAUUAUGCUUCUUUGUCUAAAUAUUUCGUUAUGCUGGAUUAGACGUAGUGCGAAUAAGGCUGUUCAUCUGUUAGCAAGAUAG
Molecule: messenger RNA, 3687 nt
Organism: Manihot esculenta (cassava)
Lineage: Eukaryota; Viridiplantae; Streptophyta; Magnoliopsida; Malpighiales; Euphorbiaceae
Exons: 2
Coding region: 1-3687 (1228 amino acids)
Molecular function (GO): RNA-DNA hybrid ribonuclease activity; nucleic acid binding
Source: RefSeq, a predicted model, not a curated record